Rhagoletis zephyria (snowberry fruit fly) is the source of this 1218-nucleotide messenger RNA. RefSeq lists its product as uncharacterized. The record is from RefSeq and is a predicted model, not a curated record. Lineage: Eukaryota; Metazoa; Arthropoda; Insecta; Diptera; Tephritidae. Gene Ontology annotation, molecular function: protein dimerization activity.
AACCCCUGUCAAUUUGACUUCAACGCUAAUUUGAUUGAAAUUCACUCGGAAAUGAAUUGCAGAACCUGCCUGAUUAUCUUUUGUUUUCAAGGCGCCGUUAAAAAUUCCAAGAGUUAGCGACACACGAUGGCUUUCAAUUGAAGGGACCGUAUCGCGAAUACUACAGCAGUGGCUGGAGUUGAAGACACAUUUUGGUAUUACUAGCAAUUCUGAAAAAUGUCAUAAAGCAGAAAUUCUGUACGAAAUGUAUAAAGAUGAACGAAAUUAUCUCUACCUUCUGUUUUUGAGGCCAAUACUUGCCGAGUUACUUGCUCUUAAUAAUAGCUUUCAAAGUAACAAUACUGACCCGACGAAAUUACUUAAAGACUUUGCAGUUGUAAUUAAUUCUUUAAAAAGUAAAAUCAUUAGCCCAGAUAAUGAUGUUGAUGUAAUCUCGAUUGAUUUUGAGCAAUAUAUCAAUAAAAGUUGCUAUUUGGGAUAUAACUUCGAAAAGAAAAUAUUAGAGAUGAAAUCCUCCUCUGGGCUAACCGAGGAAUCAGAAAAAUAUAUAAGAACAAUAUGUACAAAUUUUGUAGUAGUGCUUAUCAACCAACUAAAACAAAGGUUACCAGAUAAUUUCGAUACGAUUAAAAAAGUUAAUAUGUUUUCAGUGGGCAAUGUUUUACGUGCAUCGCAUGAGGAGAUAGAAGAUGUUUUAAAACAUUUUAAUUACAGUGAUGAUAUGAUAGAAAAAAUUAUAAUUCAGUAUAAUAGAAUUAAUUUUGUAAAAUGGAAUAAUAUAAGCAAUACAAUGCAAUUUUGGGCAGAAGUUCAAACUUAUACGGAUGCAGGUGGUAACAAAUUGUUUUCCGAUUUGGCGGAAUUUGCACUUCAUUUACUUUCACUACCUUGGUCUAAUGCAGACGUGGAACGAUUAUUCAGUCAGCUAAACUUGGUGAAAACAAAGCUACGCAACAGUAUACACUUAAUUACUAUAAAUGCUAUAUUAAGUAUAAGAUACGGUCUUAAAAGGCAUAAUAAGUGCUGCACAGACUAUGAAAUUCCAAGAAGUUAUUUAAAGAUGAUUGGAACAAAUAAGGCAUACGAAAACCAGAGUAUCGAUUAUAAUAAUCAGUCCGAUGAUAAUUUAUAUAAAAUUAUAAAUGAGUUGUAACCUGCCUAACUUUUGUGAAAACUGAAAGUUUAGUUAAAAAAUAACGUUCGACUGAAAUUUUCAUA